CAUAUGUUAAACCUAAGCUCUCUUCUUCGGACCAAACGUGCCGCUGUCGGUCCUGUGCGGUCUGAUCAGUCCGGGCUUAAGAACCCCUGUAGCCACCACCAUCUACCCCGCAAGCUCACUUCCCCACAUGCUUACUCGUGACUUCCGAGCACGGCAGUACAUCUCGUACCAAACACUUGCAUACCCUGCUCCAGAGGUCUACUCAUAACAAUGGGGUCGAGCUGCGAUGCCAAACUUCGCCAUCAGUUGAGAGCAUACCAUGGCGCACAUAUUCUCCCUCGCUACACCCGCAUCCCCAGCGUAUCAUAAAGGGAGCCGAUCCGGUGAUCAGGUCAAGUUCCCAGAAAGUGGCUUUUUCCAAGGCUUCAAUAAGCCAUCACGACUUGAAGCCGACAUCUUCGAGCUCGAGACGACUGGUACAAUUCCUAGAGACAUAAACGGCACCUUCUUUCGCAUACAACCUGACCAUCGCUUUCCACCUCUGUUUGAAGAAGACAUACACUUCAAUGGUGAUGGCUCAGUAUCUGCAUUCCGGUUCGAGAAUGGUCACGUCGACUUCAGACAGCGAUUUGUACAUACCGAUCGCUUCAAAGCGGAAACAAAAGCGCGCAAGUCACUACUGGGACGGUACAGAAAUCCUUACACAGAUAACGAGAUGGUGAAAGGCAUCAUCAGAACAGCGUCGAAUACUAACAUCAUCUUCUGGCGUGGAGUGUUGCUAGCGACGAAGGAAGACGGGCCACCUUUUGCCAUGGACCCGGUCACGCUUGAGACAAUUGGUCGGUAUGAUUUCGAUGGCCAAGUACAAUCUCCGACGUUCACUGCGCAUCCCAAGUUCGACCCGGAUACUGGGGAGAUGGUUUGCUAUGGCUAUGAAGCCGGAGGUAAUGGGUACGAUGCUAGUUGCGACAUCGUGGUGUACACGAUUGAUAAAGACGGGAAAAAGACUGAAGAAUGCUGGUACAAGGCACCAUUUUGCGGAAUGAUACAUGAUUGCGCCAUCACGAAGAAUUACCUGAUCCUACCGCUCACUCCAAUCAAAGUCAACGCGGAGAGGCUCAAGAAAGGUGGCAAUCACUUUGCUUGGGAUCCCGAUGAAGAUCAGUGGUAUGGCAUUGUGCCUCGCCGCAAUGGGAAGCCAGAGGAUAUCGUCUGGCUACGUGCUGACAAUGGCUUUCAUGGCCACGUUGCCGGCUCCUACGAAGACUCUUCGGGAAAUAUCGUCGUUGACCUUACUAUAGCCUCUGACAAUGUCUUCUACUUCUUCCCACCAGACAGCCAAGCAGAUACGCCCAUGACGCUACUUCAGCGUAAUAAGCUCGUCUCCGAUACUUACCGCUGGGUCUUUGAUCCCAAGACUCCUAUCAACACGCGGGUGCAGCCACACAAACUCUUCGGUACCAACGGCGAGUUUUCGCGCAUCGACGAUCGAGUGUUGACGAAGAAGUACAACCACUUCUGGCAAUGCAACAUAGACCCAAGUAAACCGUACGACUUCCAGAAGUGUGGCCCGCCAGCUGGUGGGCUUUUCAAUGUGUUGGGUCAUUAUGAGUGGGAGAGCGGAAAGAAAGACACUUUCUGGGCAGGCCCGACAUGCACGUUCCAAGAACCCGUAUUCGUACCCAAAGCCUCAUCUUCUCCAGCGGAUCUCGUUGAAGGCGAGGGAUAUAUCAUGGCGCUGCUCAACCAUCUUGAUAUUUUGCGCAACGAUAUCCUUAUUUUUGAUGCACAGAACCUCUCACAGGGUCCGCUAGCGGUUAUACAUCUGCCGGUGAAGUUGCGCUUGGGCUUACAUGGUAAUUUCGUCGAGCAGAAAGACAUUGACGAAUGGGCUGAGAAGAGGAAGGAAGGUGGCGAGGUUGGACCGGCGGUACCGGCGAAGGAGAUGUUGCCGUGGCAGAAGAAAAUGGCAGAGGAGGAAGGCCUGGGAAGCGCAGUGUCAGUACCUGGGAAGGGGGUUGGGAACGGAUUGAAUGGUACGAUUGGAAUCAACGGUCACUGAGUUCGCAUCGAGGACGAGCCAUCGAGUAAAUACCGUCGAUGUAGUUUGAUCUGUCAAUCUGCUAAGCUCCUUAUCAACUACGUCCUGGAUGUUUUGGUUACCGAAGCGCAAUUGAUCGUACCUGUCAUGACACUACCCCAGUGAGCAGUAAGUCCGAUCCGCUUGCUAGGUGUGGGCUUUUUCGGUUUGUGAAAUUCGAUUUACGAUCGAGUAAGCACUUUCAUGCAGUUUCGCUCCGCUCAGCAAGAAAUUCUUAUGAUGAAGAGAGGGCUGGCUCUAAGCUUUCACAGCAGUACUGCAACUAAUGGAGGCGCCUCUAGAGUGAAAUAAUG
Alternaria alternata is the source of this 2334-nucleotide messenger RNA. RefSeq names its product lignostilbene-alpha,beta-dioxygenase isozyme III. The record is from RefSeq and is a predicted model, not a curated record. The coding region runs from base 260 to 2002 and encodes 580 amino acids. Lineage: Eukaryota; Fungi; Ascomycota; Dothideomycetes; Pleosporales; Pleosporaceae. Gene Ontology annotation, molecular function: carotenoid dioxygenase activity. Gene Ontology annotation, biological process: carotene catabolic process. The transcript has 3 exons.